AUGAAAAAAUACUUGGUUUUUGAAAAUUCUCAGUAUUCGUAUAUCAUAAAUAGUAUAAAAAAUGGGGAUGAGUCGGAAAAGUUAGCUGCGUUGAACGAUUUUUAUGAACAACUGAAUUUAUCAGCAGACGGUGGAUUAAGCAAUUCGCACCUGGAAGAAUAUAUAAAUGUGCUGAUUCAUGUAAUUAAUAAUCCACACAUAAGUUAUAAUAGUGUAUAUGAAAGGAAUGAUAAUAAUAACAAUAGUAGUAGUAACAAGAAUACGUCAAAAAGUUGGGGUAAUGAGAAAAAAUUAAAUUCAGAUAAAAUAAAUGACUUAGUUGGUAGUGGUUUAAAUAGUUUUUUCAAGAUAAUACAAGAGCAUAUUGGAGUUUAUACGUCAGAUUAUGAGGAUAUUGAUAGUGAAUUAGACUAUAGUGAGAGUAAGGAGGAAAAGAAGAAGAAGAAAAAAAAAAAAAAUAUAGAUAAGAGCAGUAAUAGCAAUAAUGAUAAAGAUAAGAAAAAGUCAGUCGAAAUUUUGGAUGUGAAGAAUGAGGACGAAGAAGUAGUCAAAGUAGAACAGGAAGAUAAGGAGGAAAAGGACGAAAAGGUAGAAAAGAAAGAACUGAAGGAGCUGAAAGAUAUUAAAGAAGCUAAAGAAACUAAAGAAGCGAAAGAAACUAAAGAAGCGAAAGAGCUGAGUGAGAUGAAGGAACCGAAAGAACUGUAUAGUGUUAGUAAAAAGGAAAUUGUAAUAAAUUCUGAGGAUGAUGAAAGCAGCGAUUAUUUUUCCUACUCAGAAAACUCAAGUAACUCAUCGAGUAUUACAAGCGAAUGUAGUAUAGAAUCAGAAAAUGAAAAAAUAUUUCUUAACGAUGCAUGUGCCAUAGAUGUAAAAUAUAUUAACAUUAUAUAUACGGCGACAUGUUGUAUAUAUACCAUUUUAGAUAUAUACCCCAACUCAAUAAAAUAUGUAAUUAAUAAUAAAGACGGUGUGAAUAUAUUAAAUAAAAAACUAAAUGAUAUAGAAUAUAUAGAUGUUGCUGAAGUAAUCUUAAAAAUAUUUGAAAAAUUAGUAGAAAAGGAUCCUAUGCUUAUAUUAAAAAAAAAAAGUAUUAAGUAUAUGUUAAUGCAUAUAGAUUUUUACAAUGUUAAUAUUCAAAAAAAAAUAUUUUUUUGCAUCAUUCAGAUGAUUAAUAAUAUAAAGAAAUAUAAACAUAUUACAAAGUAUAUUACACCAUAUUGUAACAUAUUUGUUAAUUUUUUUCAUUUUCAUUAUAUACAUAUAUUAAAUAUUAUAUGUACCUUGUGGAGAUCCUUACUUGAUAAAAUGAUUUCCUUACGACUGGAAGAUGAAAAUAAUUUACGAAGAAAAGAACAGCGUGAAACAUCUGAAUCAAAUGUUGAUGCAAGAUGUAUAUUCAAAAAGAAUCACAAAGAAACAUCCUAUUUAAGCAAGUUAAUGGAAAAGGGGAAAAAGAAGAAAAAAAAAAAUGAUAAUAAUGGUAAUAGUAAUCUUAGCACUUAUGAGGAGAAGGAAAGAGUGGACAUGCUGUCCUCCUUUUAUGUAUUAAAGGAUGAAAAAGAAAAGAACGUAGAAGUAGAUCAAGGUGAGGAUGAGGAGAUUAUAGAAAUAACAGAUGAAGAGCAUGGUUGCGAUUUUAUGAAUAAGGAGAAUGUGUCAUACACUAAUAUUAAGGAUCGUAGUAAAAACGCUAACAAGGAAUCAAAGAAAAAAAGGGAUACAUCGAGUAAUAAGAAGAUUAAGAAGAAGCCAAAAAGGGGCACCAAAAAAGAAGAGGUGAAAGGAGAGGAAGAGGAGAAGGAGAAAGAGGAAGAAGCAGAACUUGAAGAACAAGAAGAAGCACAAGAAUUAGAACAGAAAGAAAAACAGGAAGAAGAACAAGGAGAAAAACAAGAAGAAUUAGAAGAAGAAUUGGAUGAAGAACAAGAAGAAGAACAAAACAGAACGAAAAAGAAAAAAAAAGGAAAUAAUGAUAAAGAAAAAAUGGUUGUAACUAAAGACGUGAACACGUCUGAUAGUUGUAAUUACGAAAAGACGAACAGAAGCAACAGAAAGGAGAACAGCAACUUAAAAGAAAAUAAGAGCAAUAAUAGUGUUAUCAAAAAAGGUAGUAAAAAGGGAGUGAAAAAAGAAGAAGACGUAUAUAUUUUAGAUGACGAAUACUCUGGUUGUGGCACACGUAAAAAUAUCAAUUCGAAUAAAAAUAUUAGUUUUCUUAGCUCCUUUUUGAAAAAUAUUAUGGAUGAUAGUAAGGUGAAAGAGAAUAUAUCUUCCUCAAUCGGUGAAGAUUCACUUUGUAAAGAAAAAAAUAAAAAAGUUAAUACAAAACAUGGGAACGUAAAUAAUAUUAUUAAUAGUAAUAAUAAUAAUAAUAAUAAUAGUAAUAGUAAUAGUAAUAGUAAUAAUGAUACCAAUUCGGCAAAAUUUAGGAACAGCUUAAGAGAUGCAAAUAAGGAUGAAGGAGCGCUUAAAGAUGAAAUGAAAAUAAAUAAUAAUGCGAACCAUUCGAAUAAGUUGUUACAAAAUAUGAUUCAUUUAAACAGUAAUGAAAGCACGUAUUUAAAGUUAAGUGCAGAAAUAGAAAGUAUUUACAAUAUCAACAUUCGAAACAAUAUAAUAAAGCUAUUAAUUGAAUGUCAAAUAGAGGAUAAUUUAUAUGCUUUUAUGGAAACGUUUUAUAUAAUAUCCAUAUUAGUGCAUUACAGUAAUAAUAUACUAGAAAAUUUUUGUAAUAGUGACUUUUUAAAUAAGUUCAAUGAAUUUCUGCAAAAUAAAAAAUUUCAAAAUAAUAAUUUUUUAAUAAUUUAUAUUUUGUUUACCUUAUAUUCUUUUCUUCCUAUGUGUACCUUUGAUGGUUUACUAAUUUACGAAUUUGAAAAGAAAAAAAACAUAAAUGAUAAAAUGUUUUUUGAAAAUAUAGAAAAUGAGAGGAGUGAAAAUGAUAGUGUAAAUAAAGAAGAACAGGAGGAAAAAUCUACCUAUUUUGAUAAGGAAAAAAAAGGUGGUGAAAAUUUUUUUAAUUACGACAUGUGUAGAUAUAUAUUGUAUAAAUUUCCUGUAGAUGUUAAGAAACAUAAGUUAAUAUUUUAUAAAAAUAAUUUUCACUAUUUACUAACUUUGAUUAGAAUAAUUAUACCAAAUAUAUAUUCAAUCUAUGAAGAAACGUUAUAUUACGAUAUUAAGUAUUUGUGCAUAGUUAUUGCUUUAUCAGUCUUUAUAUCAAUGUAUAAAAUUUCGUUUACAUAUUACAAUAAUGCACAAUUUGUAGAGUGCUUAGAAUAUAUCUUUUCUUUUUAUAAAGAAAUAUAUUCUUUUAUUAGAAGUAUUAUUUUAAAUAAUUUAUCCGAAUCCUCAGUUAUUAGUGGAAUUGUUAUAUGUAGAAUAGUUGAGCAUUUUAUAUUUUUAAUUUCGAACAAUCCAGCUUACUCAUUAUUGAGAGAAACAAUGAAUAGGGGAACAAGCGACGUGAACAAAAAUAUUAUGGACAAUGUUAGUAUCUUACAUGGCAGUUAUAAACCGAAAACUAUUAAUCGUAGCACAUGUAACAAAGUGGAUGAUAUUUCGAACAAUACAUACAUGCUAAACAGUAGCAGAAGUUGUUUCUACUUAGCUGUUUUAAAAAAUAUUAUAAAUAAAAUUUUACUAAAGAAAAAGGAGGAAAUAGAUAUGCUGGGAAAAAGUAAUUUCAUUUGCAGUAAUAAAAAUAUAUAUAACAUUAUUUUUUCAUAUUUUUAUGACUUGUAUUAUAACGGCUCAGAUGGUGGUCCAAACAACAACAGUAGUAAUUGUGGCAGUAAUAUUAUAAGUGAGAGGAACUUGCUAUUUUUUAAUAGAGAUAGAGAAUUGAAAAAUGUUGCAUUAGAAUUUAUGACUAUAUUUUUAAAUUAUGAAAAUAUGAAAAGAUGUAAAAAUGAUAACGUUUCACCGCUGGUUAUAAGUGAACUAAUUGUAGAUGAGGUUACGUGCUAUAACCAAAUGGUUUUGUGUUAUUUCUAUUUAAUUAAUUUGUUUUAUAAUUUAUCAAAAAUGAAUGAAGAUGCAUCUAUAUACUUCUAUCAAUAUAACAUUGCAAAGCGUUUAUAUUUUUUUUUAUUUCAAAAAUUGUUUUACUGUGAUGAGCUGAAAAAUGUAGAGAAGGAAAACAAACGAGGGAAAUUGUUAGUGCAGGAUGAUGUACUGUUUAGAGAAAAGAACAAAAAGAAUGUUUUGAAUUUAUUAAAAAGUAUUGAUAGAAAUAUUAGAUUAUAUAUAUUUUUAUUUGCAUUAUUGUUUGUUAAUAAUAAGAAAAAGGAAGAAGUAGUGCAUGGUUUAUUUUUAAAUAGUGUAAAAAUGCUGUAUUCUAUGGUUUAUGAUUUAGUACAAAGGAAUAUAGAAGAUAUUGAUGAAAAUAAAUAUAACACAAUGAAAUUACUAGUAACAAAUAUUUUUGAUUCAUAUCAUUAUUAUCUGAUUAUGAAUAAUCUUUCCUUUACGAGUUGUUCAAUACUUAUAAAUCUAACAAAGGAAUGUUUAAACAUGUAUGAUAAUUUGCCCAUAUACUUUUUUAGAGAAAAUGCUUAUAAGAAGGAAUGUGAGGAAGGAGGAGUAGCAGCAAAAGCAGGAGUAUUGAGAGAAGGAGAAGGACAAGAAGAGGAUUUGGAGAAGAAGCAAAGUAAAAAAGGGGGUAGUGUAAUAUCAUGGAAAGGAAAUUACGAUGAUUUCCCAUCCCUAAAAAUUGAUAACAGUAACUUCACCAAUUUAAAUUCAAGAAAUAGAAGGAGUAAUAAUGAAACUCUAGUGAAAAGCACAAAACAGAAAAAGAAAAAAUGUAAGGAUGAUCCAAGUAAUAAUAAAGAUUGUUUUAUAGAAAAUAUUGUAGAGAAUAAGGUAGAUUCAUGUGUGCAUAAUGAAGAAACUGAACUUUUAAAAAAUAGAACUUUGAAAAAGGGAAAUGAAAUAGAAAAACAGAAGGGAAGAAACAAAAAUGAACUAAGGAAAGUAAAAGGUGCCGAUUUGGAUAUGAAUCAUGAGAAAAUACAAAUAAUAAAGAACAUACAGAAGGAGAUGAAAAUGAAGAAGGAGGAUAAGGAACAAGAGCGGGAGAAAGAAAAGGAUAAGGAGAAGAAGAAGGGCGAACCCAAAGGAACACCUGUUUUAGAUUUCAUAAAAGAAUUAGAUAAAGAAGUAGAAAUAAUAAGAGAAAAGGUAAAAGACAAAGAUGUUGACAUAGUAACAGAUAACUCUAUGUUUAACGCACAAAUGAGUAGAGAAAAAAUAAAAGGAAAUAAAUUUACUGAUAACAAAAAAGAAUAUAAUUUAUAUGAUUAUUUUAGUACAAAUAAUUAUAAAUAUUUGGACUAUAUACCGAAGGAUUCUUUUUACGAAUACAUAUUUAACGAUAAUAAUAAUAACCUAACAGUUGAUAGGAAAAAAAAUAAAAGCAUGUAUAAUAACUAUAACUGUCAUUUUCCUAUGCAUUUAAGAAGAAACGGAUUAUAUAUUGAUAAUAUUUCUAUCUUUAAUUCGUUGAACAAAGGAAUACCUAUUUCUAUGCAUUUAGAAAAAUUGAAAACUGAUAUGAAUGAAGAGGGAGAAGAAAGAGUUAAGGCACAAAGUAGAAGAGAAGGAAAUUUUUUAAAAAAUGACAGAACUAGCAAUUACGUGGAGGAAUUCUCCAUGAGUUCUAAAACGAACAAUGCAGGUUAUAAAAAAUCGUUAACCGAUAAUGUUUCAAGUGGAGGUAGGAAUAUUAGUAUUAGCGGAGGAAGUAAUGUUAACAUUAACAUUAAUAGCAGCAGUAAUAGAUUGCAGAGAAGUCAGAAAAAUCUUCAAUUGGAUCGAAAUUUAUAUACCAAGGAUAUCACACAUCGUUUGCUGUACUAUGGAAGAAAUGCGUUAGAGAAAACAAAAAAUAUGCAGGGAUCAUUUAACAUAUUCGAAUCUUUUAAUAAGAUAGAAAACUAUAUAAGGAAAAAUAUUAAUAAGAGUAAUAAGAACUUUUACCCAAAGUACUACUCAAAAGAGGAUGAUUUAGUUAUCAUAUCAAUUAAUGGUGUUGAUGUACAUAAGGAUUCAUGCCUCUCUGAGUACUUAAUAAAAUUAAGUGAUUUGUAUUACAUGAACAGAAAUUCUGCUUGUAUUAAUGAAGAAAAUAUUUUUUAUAAUAUAGAGAAUUUUUAUGUUUAUAAUGAUGUUAUAGAAAGUUUACCAACAAAUUAUUACAACGUUAGAAAUAAAAUAAAAUAUUUAUGGAACAAUAAUUCUAGUAGUAUUAAUAGUACUGGUGGAAGCAUAGGUAAUAGUGCAAAUUCUCAUAGAAUAAAUUACAAAAUUAUUAAGAAAAGAAAAAACAAUGAACGAUAUGAAGAGUUGUUAAAUGAUGAACUAAUUAGUAGUAAAAGUAGCUUGAUUGGCACUUCAAAAAAAAAAAGGACUAGUAGUAGUAAUAACAAUACUGUUGUUGAUUUUUAUACUGAGGAGAAGAGGAAAUUAUAUGAAAGUCAAGAUAAGGAAGAUGAUAUAUGUUCCUAUGUUGAUUCGGUUACUUAUAAAAAAAUAAAGACAAGCAUAGAUACACCGUUGUGUUGUAAAAUUAUUAACGAGAAAUAUAAUUAUUACAACAUAUCUUUCGAUUUAGUAAAGCAUUUGUAUAAUUCUAAUGAGCUAUCUGAUAUAAAUAGGAACUCGGACGAAGUAGAAGAAAGAAACAAAAAAAGGAAUUUUUUUGAUAUGUUGAAAAAUGGAAUUAAGAGCAAUUUUCAGAAAGGAGAAAACAAUUAUAACGAAAUGGAGGAAAGAGUUUGUAGCAGCACUGUACUAUACUCAAGUAAAGAUAAUCAUUAUGAUCAUUAUAAUCAUUAUGGUGAAGAGGAUAAUGGAGAUGAUGAUGUUAUUAUGUGGUGUGACAAGAAAUAUAAUUCCGAGGAGGGAGAUGAGAAUUCAUCUUAUUUAAUAGAUUAUAUAAAAGAUAAAUAUAAAAACAAAGAAAUGAAUUUCUUCCUUUCUGAAAGAAAACAUGUAGAAAGUGAUUCUAUGUAUUUAUCAACCUAUUUAAAAAUGGAAAUGAUGAAAGUAACAGAACUUAUUUUCCUUGAAGAUCAUUAUAUUAACAAGGAUGUUAUGCUCAGUACCCAUUUGCAUAACGCAAGUUUUCUAAUGAACAAGGAAUUUGGAGGUAGAAACAAAUAUAGUUGUAGAAGUGAUAUGGAAAAUAUUGAGAGGCAUCGAAAUAGGGAAAAAAUGCUAUUUAAAAAGUAUAAGAAUAGUAGUAGUUAUUCCGAGGUAGGGGCGAAUGAUGCAGAUAGAACUGUGGAUAGUACUUCGGAAGAACUGGGCGAUUCGUCGAAAUGGCAUAGUAGCAGUAUUUACCAUAAUGAGAAAGAAUUUUAUUUGCUAUAUAAUUACAUGCCAAUGUAUAGUGAAAUGAUUAGAACAAAUCAUAUAAAAAACGAUGUAGAAAAUGAUACGUCAGGAGAAGCAGCAUUGGACGAAUUUUUCCAAAAUCAAGAAUCAAUAAAACAGAAAGUAGAUUCUCGUAGUAGAAACAUGCAUUACUAUAUGGGGAAGAGAAAUAAUGAUGAUAAAGAUAUUUUUAUAGAGAAUAUGUACAAUUUUUUAUUUUAUAAAUUUUUAUUUCUACUGUGUAAACAUUUCAAAAUGUGUAACAUUCCGUCGCUCCUUAGUUUUUACAUGAAUAACAAACACGAAGAAAUGAUAAUGUGUAGAGAAAGUAAUGAGUCAAGCAAUAUGCUUAAUGAAGAAACUAUGAACGAAAUAAACAAUAUGAAAUAUUUAUUUUUUGAGAACAUCAAUGAGAGUGAAGAAAGCAUGCCUUCAGUUGGAAUAGAAGACAUAAAAAAGAAGCACUUCGUUCUGAACAGUUUAAAUAACAAGGUAAUGUACUAUUUAAACAAUCCUUUAUUUAUAUUUAGUGAAAAGUUACCAUCAUGGGUGUAUAAAGUGUUUUAUCUGUUCAAUUUUGUUAUCGAUAUUGAUAUUAGAUUGCUCUUUUUUGAAAUAAUAUAUUUUGGGAAUUAUAGAGGUUUAUAUAAUUAUAAACAGAAAAUAAAAGAAUUAGUAGAAAAGUUUAAUGAAAAAGUAAAUUUUGGUAAUAGAAUUUUAACAGAAGAACAUUUAUUAUCUGUAUGUGCAAAUUAUACAUAUAAUUGUGAUAAAAAAAAGUUAUUUAAUUUUUUGUCUGAUAAUACAACUUUAGCUUUACCGAGAACAAAAAUUAAGUUACAUCGAAAUAAAAUGAUUGACUCAUCUUUUCGCAUCUUUAACCAUUUACAUUUUAUUAAUUCGAAUUAUAUUACUCCGUCUUAUUUAGAUAUCGAAUUUUUUAAUGAGGAGGGAACAGGUCUUGGUCCAUCUUUAGAAUUUUAUAAUGAAGUAAUAGAGGAAUUAAAAAAAGAAAAGCUUAAAUUAUUUAAAAUUGAAGAUAAUUAUUUAUUUCCCCUCUCCUACAAAAUUGAUUUGAAUAAUUUCGAUUUCAAUUUAUUAAAGAAACCCAAAAAUUCGGAAUUAAUGGGUUUGAAUAAUAAUAAUAGCAAUAAUAAAUCGUAUAAUUCGUUAAUUUCGCACAAUUUGCACAAUUCGCACAAUUCGUAUAAUUCAUAUAAUUCCAGUUCAUAUCAAUCCUCAUCAGUAAACAAGAGAGUGAAUGUGAUUAGUGAAGGGACAAAUGCAAGCAGUUACAAUUCUGUUAAUAAUUUAAUUAAUCAUUUCCUUUAUUCUAUGAAUUCAAAUAUAUUUCAAAAGGACAGUAAAAGUUUUAAUAAGAAUUUGAGCAAGUACGAUGAUAUGUCUGAAGUUGAAUUCUUAGAUACUAAAAUCGGAAGUAAAAAGAGUAAGAAGCAUAUUGAGAAUGUUAGGAAAAACAGCAAAAAGGGCGAUAAUAACACAAUCAAUGUUGGAAGUAACAACAAUGGGAAUAACAGCAGUGGUGGUAAAAACAGUGGAGGUAAAAACAAUGGAGGUAGCAAUAGUAAGAAAAAAAGUACGAUGAACGCAGAUGCCAGUGAACAUAUCAACAGUAACAGUAACAGGAAAAAAAAGAAAAAAGGGAAGGAUCAAGAAAAAGCUAUAGAGAAGAAAAAUAAUAAAAAAGAGGAAUUAUCACCCAAGGUAGGAAUAAAAAAGACAAAACAAAAAAAGAAAGAUAAUAACAAUAGCAAUGAUGAUUAUUAUAAAGAUAAUAGCUAUGAGGAUGAUAAUGAUGAUGACAGCUAUGAUGAACAUUAUAUGGAUGAUAACGACGAUACACAUACACAGAAAUCUUCGAAUGUAGCUACUAAUACGUUGUCAUACAAAAAAAGCGGCACUUUUGACAUAAAGGAAGAGAAGGUAAAUUUGGGUGAAGAGGAAUACGUAAAUUCAGAAAAAAAUAAAAAAAAAAGAAUCAGAAGCUAUGCAGGACAGGAUGAAACAUGCGCAGAAGAAAAUAAAAAAAAGAGUACAUCAACUGAUAGAAAAAGUAGUACCAAGGAAAGAGCAACGAGAAAGGAGAGCAAGGAGGGGGAGAUGAAUGUAGAAGAAGAGGAAGAAGAAGAGGAAGAAGAAAACGAAGAAGAAAACGAAGAAGAAGAAAAUGAUGGUGGUGAAUAUGACGAGGAGAGUAAUAUAGAUAGUGAUGAAGAUGAUGAUGACUAUGAGGAGUGUGAAGAAGACGACGAGGAUUACGAGGAAGGGGAAGACUUUGAUGCAGAUUAUGCAGACGAAGGUGAAGAAGAAAAUCAAUUGGAAUCGAUGGAAGGAACAGAGAAUGAACAAAAAAAGAAAAACACAGUGAAAAAAAAGAAAAAUGAAAAAGUAGCAGGAGGUAAUAAUAAUAAAAAUACGUCAUCAAAAUUUAGCGAAAUUAAAGAUUUUUCAAUACAUAAUUCUUCAAAUAACGCAUCAGUAGAAAAGUCUACUGAAGCCAUUGUUGAUACAUCGAACAAGGCAAAAAAUAAAAAUAACACAAUUGUGAAAGAUGAGAUAAAUGGAAAACAAUGUUGCAAAUUAUUAGAUAAGAAUACAAGUAGUACCAAAGGAAAAAAUGUGGAUGUAGUGAAGAAAACUAAAAUCGAGAAAUCGAAAAAAGACAAAGGUCAAAAAAUAAUAAAAAAUGAAGGGGAAAAAAUUACGCAUAAUAAAGGUGAGGAAAUAGAGGAAGAAAAUGAACUGAAUGUUGAUAUAGCAGAUGAUUACGAGAAAAAAGAAACAUAUGAUAAAGAAAAUAAAGUUGUACAAAUGAAACAAUAUAAAUUAUUUACAAAAGAUUUUGAGGAUCAUUUUUUGAAGGAGGAUAACAAUAUGCAGAUAAAAAAAAAAAGUGAACAGCAAAAAAAAAUGAAUACUGUAAAUAAUCAGGUAAAGUUAACCCAAACAGUAACACAAAAUAUAAUUAAUUCUCUUUUUAAUGAAAUAGAAAAUAAAACACCUGUACAAGAAAUACGAGAUAAGCCAGAAAAUGAAAGUAUUGAAAAAAUUGAAAGUACAACGACUAACAAAAAAAUGAACGAAUGUGUUAAUAAAAAAAAGGCCAAUGAAAGUAUAAGUAAAAAAUUAAAUGAAAAGAAUAAAAAAAAAACAGGAAAUAAUAUAGAACAGGAUACGUUAGAAAAUAGAUUAUUUAAAUAUUUCAAGUUGUUGGGUCAACUAUGUGCCAAAAUUUUAACAGAUAACAGAAAUGUCAACAUUAAUUUACAUCCCUUAUUUUGGUAUCUCGCAAUGAAUAAUUCCGAGUAUGUGAACAUGUCCAAAUUACAUCACUAUCAAGCGGUUGACAAAGUAAAUAUGAACAGUAUAAAUAAGUUAUUAGAGUAUAGAAGAGAAAACAGAAAUGUCGAGGAUUUAUACCUUGAUUUUACCUUAUUAGGAAGCUAUCCGCCUAUUGAGCUGAUUUCGAAUGGGUCAAACACUCCAGUGAAUAAUGAAAAUUUAGAUUUGUUCAUAAAUAAAACUAUUGAAUAUUCAUUAUAUGAAGGAAUAAAAUUUCAGAUAUGGGCUUUUAGGUUUGGUUUUAGUACUAUUGCACCACUAAUUUGUACCAAUAUUUUUGAUGAAGACGAAAUUUGCGAAUUUUUAUUUGGAAGUAAUAUUGAAAAUGAUGAACACUGGACACAGUUGCAUUUAUCAACUUACAUAAAACCAGAUCAUGGGUACACGAACGAUUCUGUAACAUUUAUUACCUUAAUCGAAAUAUUAUCCGAAUUUAACAAAGAGGAGAGGAAAUUAUUUGUAAAAUUUUGCACCGGAACGUCAGCUUUACCAAAUAAUGGAUUUGCGGCGUUAAAGCCCUUAAUGAAAGUUGUCAAAAAGGAAGAUAAUAACGAUUUGCCGAGUGUUAUGACUUGUACGAAUUACUUGAAAAUACCAGAUUAUAAAAAUAAAGAAAAGUUGAGAAACAGAUUACUGUAUGCUAUUAAUGAAGGUCAAAAAAAUUUUUCCCUGUCAUAG
Plasmodium malariae is the source of this 11424-nucleotide messenger RNA. Its product is annotated as E3 ubiquitin-protein ligase, putative. Gene Ontology annotation, biological process: proteasome-mediated ubiquitin-dependent protein catabolic process; protein polyubiquitination. NCBI's taxonomy places the organism in Eukaryota, Apicomplexa, Aconoidasida, Haemosporida, Plasmodiidae. The coding region runs from base 1 to 11424 and encodes 3807 amino acids. The transcript is spliced from 8 exons. Gene Ontology annotation, molecular function: ubiquitin protein ligase activity. The record is from RefSeq and is a predicted model, not a curated record.